Messenger RNA from Toxotes jaculatrix (banded archerfish), 780 nucleotides. RefSeq names its product tRNA methyltransferase subunit 11-2 (gene trmt112). The record is from RefSeq and is a predicted model, not a curated record. The transcript has 4 exons. Gene Ontology annotation, molecular function: protein heterodimerization activity. Bases 117 to 488 code for a protein of 123 amino acids. Lineage: Eukaryota; Metazoa; Chordata; Actinopteri; Toxotidae. Gene Ontology annotation, biological process: rRNA (guanine-N7)-methylation; peptidyl-glutamine methylation; tRNA methylation.
AACAUCGACACUUCCGGUCCACAUGUAAACGCCACAGCUAAAGCGUGAUUUACGCGUAGAUACAGAAAAACUGUGAUUCUCUGUUACCUGUAAUUUUUCAGCGUCUGCGUGUAAAUAUGAAGCUGCUCACACACAACAUGUUGACGUCUCACGUGAAGGGAGUCAUGAAAGGUUACCCGUUGCUCAUCAAGGCAACUGAGGUGAAGGUAAAUGAGGUAGAGUUCAACCCUCAGUUUGUCAGCCGGAUGAUUCCCAAACUGGAGUGGAGCGCUCUGGUCCAGGCUGCAGAGGAGCUGGGUCAUCGGCAAGACCUGCCAGGUGAGCUGGUGCCAGACUACGAGAACAACGAAGACUUCCUGAAGAAAGUGCACAGAGUGCUAUUAGAGGUGGAGGUGAUAGAGGGCUGUCUGCAGUGUCCCGAGUCAGGACGAGAAUUCCCAAUCUCCAAAGGAAUCCCCAACAUGCUGCUGAACGAAGAUGAGGUGUAAACACCAGCUUGACGGUUCUCGUUACGCAGCCUGACCCCAAACUGUCACUCAGAUGGGAUUGUGGGUAUUCAGAGAGGAGAGAGAGGCUGGACUCUGGUUUGAGUCGGUGCCAUGAGAAAAUAGGCCACACUGUUCAGUUGAUUGUAGUUACGACAUUUUAAGCGGCUGAUGCUGGCGAUGGAGGGAAGUGAUCUGAAGUGGAACGGAUGGAAAUGUUCCCCGAGCGUAACCCCCAGUGGUUUUAUCUGUAUUUAUUUUUGUAACUGUUCUGGCUCUUUCUUUUUUUUCCCCU